Oryzias melastigma (Indian medaka) is the source of this 3788-nucleotide messenger RNA. RefSeq names its product amyloid beta (A4) precursor protein a (gene appa). The record is from RefSeq and is a predicted model, not a curated record. Gene Ontology annotation, molecular function: signaling receptor activator activity; serine-type endopeptidase inhibitor activity; signaling receptor binding. Gene Ontology annotation, biological process: central nervous system development; axonogenesis. Gene Ontology annotation, cellular component: membrane raft; plasma membrane; Golgi apparatus. The coding region runs from base 143 to 2461 and encodes 772 amino acids. The transcript has 17 exons. Lineage: Eukaryota; Metazoa; Chordata; Actinopteri; Beloniformes; Adrianichthyidae.
AGCAGCUGUGCGGCUUCAGUAUCGCUCACCAUCAGACGACGGGAGUCACCGGCGGCGAAACACCCCUUCUUUUCCCGUUUCGAAAUACGACUAAGACGCCGUUUGGUGUGUUUUUUGGGGAGCGCUUUGUCAGCCAAACGAGAUGGGGCGCGGAGUAGUUUUACUGCUGGUGGCAGCAGUGGUGUCAGCGCUGGCCGUGGAGGUGCCCACGGACGUGUCGAUGGGGCUGCUGGCCGAGCCGCAGGUUGCCAUGUUCUGCGGGAAGCUCAACAUGCACAUCAACGUGCAGACGGGCAAGUGGGAGUCCGACCCCUCCGGCACCAAGAGCUGCAUCGGCACCAAGGAGGGGAUCCUGCAGUACUGCCAGGAGGUGUAUCCGGAGCUCCAGAUCACCAACGUGGUGGAGGCCAACCAGCCGGUCAGCAUCCAGAGCUGGUGCAAGAAGGGGCGCAAGCAGUGCCGCGGCCACAUGCACAUCGUGGUUCCCUACCGCUGCCUGGUGGGAGAGUUUGUGAGCGACGCUCUGCUGGUCCCUGACAAGUGUAAGUUCCUGCACCAGGAGCGCAUGGACCAGUGUGAGAGCCACCUGCACUGGCACACUGUUGCCAAGGAGUCUUGUGGAGACAGAACUAUGACCCUCCACGAUUAUGGGAUGCUGUUGCCGUGCGGCAUCGACCGCUUCAAGGGAGUGGAGUUCGUCUGCUGCCCCACCGAGGUAGAGCGCAACGCAGACAGCGCCGAACGGGACACUGACGACUCCGACGUGUGGUGGGGCGGCGUGGAUACGGACUAUGCCGACAACAGCAGGUUGUGGGAGCCGGAGCCAACGGAGCAGCAGGAGGAGCCCAAACCAUCUGUGGCAGAGGAGGACGAUGACGAAGAGACGCCCGAGGAGGAUGACGAGGAGGAGGAGGACGGCCUGGACAACGACCAGGACGGGGAUGGAGAGGAGGACGAAGAGGUGGUGGAGGAGGAUGACGACGAUGAGGACGACCAAACCGACGACUUUGACGCGCUUGACGAUGAGGCCGGCGAACCCACCGCCAGCGUCGCCAUGACCACGACCACCACCACCACCACCGAGUCUGUGGAGGAGGUCGUCAGAGAUGUGUGCUGGGCCAACGCAGAGACCGGCCCGUGCCGGGCCCUGCUGACCCGCUGGUUCUUUGACCGCGCGGAGGGCCGCUGCGUUCCCUUUAUCUACGGCGGCUGUGGAGGCAACAGGAAUAACUUUGAGUCAGAGGAGUACUGCAUGUCUGUCUGCAGUAGCGUCCUUCCCACCGCCAAGCCCAGCUCCCCCGACGCCGUGGACCACUACCUGGAGACGCCCGCCGACGAGAACGAGCACGCCCACUUCCAGAAAGCCAAGGAGAGCCUGGAGGCCAAGCACCGCGAGAGGAUGUCCCAGGUGAUGAGGGAAUGGGAGGAGGCAGAGAGGGAAGCCAAGAACCUUCCACGCGCCGACAAGAAGGCGGUGAUUCAGCGUUUCCAGGAGAAGGUGGAGGCCCUGGAGCAGGAGGCAGCCGGCGAGCGCCAGCAGCUGGUGGAGACGCACAUGGCGCGGGUGGAGGCGCUGCUGAACGACCGCCGCCGCCUGGCGCUGGAGAGCUACCUGACUGCGCUGCAGGAGGAUCCUCCCAGGCCUCGACAUGUCUUCAGCUUGCUGAAGAAGUACGUGCGCGCCGAGCAGAAGGACCGGCAGCACACCCUCAAACACUUCGAACACGUCCGCAUGGUUGACCCCAAGAAGGCGGCGCAGAUUCGACCCCAGGUGCUGACCCAUCUGCGAGUCAUUGAGGAGCGCAUGAACCAGUCUCUGGGUCUGCUCUACAAAGUGCCCGGCGUGGCCGACGAUAUCCAGGACCAAGUGGAAGUCCUCCAGAGGGAGCAGGCGGAGAUGGCCCAGCAGCUCGCCAACCUGCAGACCGACGUGAGGGUCAGCUACGGAAACGACGCCCUGAUGCCCAACCAGGAGCUGGGAGACGGCCAGAGCGACCUGCUGCCUCAGGAGGACACCGGCUUCAUCCACCCCGAGAGCUUCAACCAGCCCAACACGGAGAACCAGGUGGAGCUGGUCGAUUCUCGCCCCAGUUUCGACCGAGGCGUUCCCACUCGACCAGUGUCUGGGAUGAAGAUGGACGCCGUUCCGGAGCUGCGGAUGGAGACAGAUGACCGACAGAGUGCUGAAUACGCAGUUCACCAUCAGAAGCUGGUCUUCUUCGCGGAGGACGUGGGCUCCAACAAGGGCGCCAUCAUCGGGCUGAUGGUGGGGGGCGUGGUCAUCGCCACGGUGAUCGUCAUCACCCUGGUGAUGCUGAGGAAGAAGCAGUACACCUCCAUCCACCACGGAGUGAUCGAGGUUGACGCCGCCGUCACCCCCGAGGAGCGCCACCUGUCCAAGAUGCAGCAGAACGGCUACGAGAAUCCGACCUACAAGUUGUUUGAGCAGUUUCAGAACUGAUGGCGCCUCACAUCCGCACCAGACCCCCCCCUUCAUAUCAUCCUCACCCCCACCCCCCUCUCAGACAGUGUGGUAGGUUGCCGAGUGACUAGAACAGUCUUUCUUGGAUUUAUUGAAGCCAGACUCCAUUUUUUUUGUAAAGAUUUCAAAGAAAGAAAAGUCUGAGAGUACCGACGCAAACCCCGCCCCCUUUUCCCUCAAAGAGAGAACCAGAGAGGGGGGGGUUAUCAAAUCCAAACCUCAGAUUUGAUUCAUAAUAAAAGCCAAAAUCAGGAGUCUGAAUAAGGCCUGGUUGUCAUCCUCACCUUCCUCACAUUUCACCUUCAUCCGGGCUGCGGUUCAGCCCCCACCUCAGAAAAAAACCACCAAGAGAAUGAAAAUAUCGCAGCAAUGUAUUCCGAAUGAGCUGUUUGUUCUUUUUAUUUUGGAGGUUUUCUCGAUCAUUUUUCUUUUUUUCAAAAAAGACAGAAAACAGAAAAAAAACAAAAAAAGUCAACCGAUGUAAAGUCCUUUUUUUAAAUUGCGUGUAAUGUUGCCGAAGUCUUAGCUGUUCUGUAGUGCAUGACAACAAUGACGACAGGAUUUUGGAGAAGGAACAAAAAACAACAAAAAAGCUGCUCUGGUGAGAAUCCUUCUCUGAUGUAGAUUGUCAUUCUAGCAAGAUUGUACAUUUAGAUAUUUCUCGUGAUCACGUGACGAUGAAAAAGCUUAUAUGAAUCUAGACGAAUGCUCCGCUUUGAUAUCAUGUAAAGAAGAAGCACAUUGAAGAGCUCCAAACUUUGGGUGCUGCUCCGUCGUUUUCCGCCUGCUCUGGAGGCGUUUCCGGGGUUUCUUUUGCUCGUUUUGGCAAUAAAACGGCGAAGAGAGCAGGAGGAGGAGGAGGAAGGAGCUGCACCUCCAGAUGGUUUCCCAGCGAGUCAGACAGUCUGUGUAUAUAAUAUGUAAUGUAUUUUCACCCCCCCCUCAUUUACCUCCUUUUUCUUCCGCCGCCUCUCCUCCGUCAGCGUUAGGAGUUGAACAGCGGGUAGUGGGGGGGGGUCUCUGUGUAUAUUUGUCAGUUGAACCCCCUCGGCCGUUGUCACGGCGAUCAGAGAUCCGGUGGAGGCGGGGAGUGACGUGUUCGGGAGCUCCGUAGACGCCCAGCAGAGGGCGGUAGAGUAGCAGAGGAAGCAGGAUUUUCUUUUUCUGUGGGUUAAAUAUUGAGUUUUCUUUCUUUCUUUCUUUUUUUUUUUUGUUUUCCACUGUGUAAUGUUGUGGAGGCCAUUUGCAUUGACUGGAAAUUCGCUUUCUACACUGUAUCCAUAAUAAAGUUUUGAAUGUACAUACA